This is a messenger RNA of Hippopotamus amphibius kiboko, 571 nucleotides long. RefSeq names its product biogenesis of lysosomal organelles complex 1 subunit 1 (gene BLOC1S1). The record is from RefSeq and is a predicted model, not a curated record. NCBI's taxonomy places the organism in Eukaryota, Metazoa, Chordata, Mammalia, Artiodactyla, Hippopotamidae. The transcript has 4 exons. Gene Ontology annotation, cellular component: BLOC-1 complex. Gene Ontology annotation, biological process: endosomal transport. Bases 98 to 475 code for a protein of 125 amino acids.
GCCACGUGACCGCGGGCCCCGCGGGAGCCGAGCGGCGCGUUCCAGUUCCGGGAGCCGGAGCCGGCCGGGCGUGCCCUGCCCCCAGCCCGCCGCGACCAUGCUGUCCCGCCUGCUGAAAGAACAUCAGGCCAAGCAGAACGAACGCAAGGAGCUGCAGGAGAAGAGGAGGCGAGAGGCUAUCACUGCAGCGACCUGCCUGACAGAAGCUUUGGUGGAUCACCUCAAUGUGGGUGUGGCCCAGGCCUACAUGAACCAGAGAAAGCUGGACCACGAGGUGAAGACCCUGCAGGUCCAGGCUGCCCAGUUUGCCAAGCAGACAGGCCAGUGGAUUGGGAUGGUGGAGAACUUCAACCAGGCGCUCAAGGAAAUCGGGGAUGUAGAGAACUGGGCUCGGAGCAUCGAGCUGGACAUGCGCACCAUCGCCACCGCGCUGGAGUACGUCUACAAAGGGCAGCUGCAGUCGGCCCCCUCCUAGCCCCGCUGCCCUCCUGUCCCCCAUUCCUCCUACCUCCCCCAGGCGGGCAGGAGGGAGGCUGGCAGGCCAUGAAUAAAACACAAUCCUCCAUGCCUC